Molecule: messenger RNA, 2903 nt
Organism: Balaenoptera musculus (blue whale)
Lineage: Eukaryota; Metazoa; Chordata; Mammalia; Artiodactyla; Balaenopteridae
Gene: BTBD9
Product: BTB domain containing 9
Exons: 12
Coding region: 110-2023 (637 amino acids)
Biological process (GO): modulation of chemical synaptic transmission; adult locomotory behavior; circadian behavior
Molecular function (GO): protein binding
Source: RefSeq, a predicted model, not a curated record
AGGGGGCGGUCGCUACGAGGCGGGUGCGGAGCGGGCGGAAGAGGCGUCUGUGCGGGCGGUGAGGUCGCAGAGGAGCAUCGUGGGGUGCGCUGGACUCCCUCGUGGGUAGAUGUGUGGCUGCAGUAGUGACCAUGCUCGGGAGAAAGGAGUAUUGGAGAUCAACGACUAUCAUCUGUUCUACAAGAUGAGUAACAGCCACCCUCUUCGCCCCUUUACUGCAGUGGGGGAAAUUGAUCAUGUGCACAUUUUGUCUGAACAUAUUGGUGCCUUGUUGAUUGGGGAAGAAUAUGGCGACGUCACAUUUGUUGUGGAAAAGAAACGUUUUCCUGCCCACAGGGUAAUUUUAGCAGCAAGGUGCCAGUAUUUUCGAGCAUUACUAUAUGGUGGAAUGCGAGAAUCUCAGCCUGAAGCUGAAAUUCCUCUCCAAGACACCACUGCAGAAGCAUUCACAAUGCUACUUAAAUACAUCUAUACUGGGCGGGCGACGCUGACAGAUGAGAAGGAGGAGGUGCUGCUGGACUUUUUGAGCCUGGCUCAUAAAUACGGAUUUCCAGAGCUGGAGGAUUCUACCUCUGAGUACCUCUGCACCAUACUUAACAUUCAGAAUGUCUGUAUGACUUUUGAUGUUGCCAGUCUCUACUCCCUUCCCAAGUUAACUUCCAUGUGCUGCAUGUUUAUGGACAGAAAUGCUCAGGAGGUGCUCUCAAGCGAAGGCUUCCUCUCCCUUUCUAAGACAGCACUUUUAAACAUCGUAUUAAGAGAUUCAUUUGCAGCUCCCGAAAAAGAUAUUUUCCUAGCCUUGUUAAACUGGUGUAAGCAUAAUUCAAAGGAGAAUCAUGCUGAAAUCAUGCAGGCUGUCCGUUUGCCUCUGAUGAGCCUCACUGAACUUCUGAAUGUCGUGAGGCCUUCGGGACUGUUGUCUCCUGAUGCCAUUCUGGAUGCUAUUAAAGUUCGAUCAGAGAGCCGGGACAUGGACCUCAAUUAUAGAGGCAUGCUCAUACCAGAAGAAAACAUUGCAACUAUGAAAUAUGGCGCCCAGGUGGUAAAAGGGGAGCUGAAGUCUGCCUUAUUAGAUGGUGACACUCAAAAUUAUGAUUUGGAUCAUGGAUUUUCUAGGCACCCAAUUGAUGAUGACUGCCGUUCUGGCAUCGAGAUUAAGCUAGGUCAGCCAUCCAUUAUCAAUCAUAUACGGAUACUCCUGUGGGACCGAGAUAGCCGGUCUUAUUCAUACUUCAUCGAAGUCUCAAUGGAUGAACUUGAUUGGAUCAGAGUUAUUGAUCAUUCGCAAUAUCUGUGUCGUUCUUGGCAAAAGUUGUAUUUUCCAGCCCGUGUCUGCAGGUAUAUUCGAAUAGUUGGGACUCACAACACAGUGAAUAAGAUUUUUCACAUUGUGGCUUUUGAAUGUAUGUUUACAAACAAAACCUUCACUCUGGAGAAGGGGCUAUUAGUUCCCAUGGAGAACGUUGCAACAAUUGCUGAUUGUGCCAGUGUGAUUGAAGGAGUCAGUCGGAGCCGAAAUGCCUUGCUGAAUGGGGACACUAAGAACUAUGAUUGGGAUUCUGGCUAUACAUGUCAUCAGCUAGGAAGUGGUGCAAUUGUGGUUCAGCUGGCACAGCCAUACAUGAUUGGGUCAAUACGGUUAUUACUGUGGGACUGUGACGAUCGGAGCUAUAGCUACUACGUCGAGGUUUCCACCAACCAGCAGCAGUGGACCAUGGUAGCCGACAGAACUAAAGUCACCUGCAAGUCCUGGCAAUCAGUAACUUUUGAAAGACGGCCGGCCUCCUUCAUUCGAAUCGUUGGAACACACAACACAGCAAAUGAGGUGUUCCACUGCGUCCACUUUGAGUGUCCUGAGCAGCAGAGCAACCAGAAGGAGGAAAACAGCGAGGAAUCGGGGGCGGGGGACACUAGCCCGGCCAGUCAGCAGCUCGACCCCCACGCCCUGCAGGCCCCCAGCGGCAACUCGCGGCACUCCAGCCCAGGCUCCAGCUCAUACUCAGCCAACCGGCAGCACCAAUGAAGGAGGCGCACGUGUGGAGGGACUCGGCUGGGCCCAGGUGGCACAGGAGCCGUGUCCUCCCCAAGCAGGGAUCCCUGUGGACGCCUCCCCCCGCCACCCCCGCCCCACGAGGAACAGACCUGGCUGCAGAAACACACAGGACAGGUUUCCUCCCAAGGACACAAAGGGGCUGCUUUGUUCUCCUCAGUUUGUUCAAAUCAGGCUGGUCUCCAGGGGGAGAAAGUGGGUCUUCAAUCUUCAUCAAGUCCACUAACACCCUACCUCUCUAAUCUAACCCCGCAAAGACCACAGAAGGAAGUAACAGGCCUGAGUCGGAAUACAAAGAUGGCACAUGAACACAGGAAUGGAAGAGAAUGUAUUAGGCCUUCAUUACUUGGAGGCACCCUGUAGGAAAUGGGUUUCCUUAGAGUGUUUACUUUUAUGGAACACAUUGCCCUGGCAACUAAAUGAUUUUUUAUUUCUUUUAGUUAUUCUCCAUUUGCUGAAUCAUAGGUGUUCCAGAUCUUUAUGAAAGGUUCAAACAGCAAAUCACUGGUUUUAAUCCCUUUUGACGCUGUAAUUUUCCUUCCUUAGUUGUGAACGGUUGGGCGUGGGGUGGAGCUGAGAACUAUCUUGCACGUCUCCUAAAUGAGGGUCAGAUGCAGCUCAUCAUGGCACCUGGUCUGACAAGGAGAAUCCUUUGAGGAAGAUCAACAAAAUACACAAGGAGCAAAUUAAUCUGUGGACACUGGAGUUAAUAAUCACUCGAAUUGCCAAGUUAUUAACCUGUCAUUCCUGAAACGUAUCCAGCCUUUAAGCUUGGGAGGCUGACAAGGAAACAGUGAUUAUGCCACCAGCUAAUUUAAUGUUCAGAAGUACGUAUGAGCGUAUACCAACUUCC